Suillus subalutaceus is the source of this 615-nucleotide messenger RNA. RefSeq lists its product as uncharacterized. The transcript is spliced from 7 exons. NCBI's taxonomy places the organism in Eukaryota, Fungi, Basidiomycota, Agaricomycetes, Boletales, Suillaceae. The coding region runs from base 1 to 615 and encodes 204 amino acids. The record is from RefSeq and is a predicted model, not a curated record.
AUGAGCUGCAGUGGACUCGACAUAGCUGUCACCCCUUCUCUCGCUGAGAGAAAACGCGAAUCCACUGUCUCCAAUCCUGUGGCGACUCGGCAAUACAAUCGACGUCAUCAGCAAAAUAUCUUCCGGCACCUUAUACUAGUCGGCAUACGCCGCGAGGUUGAUAUCAGGUGGGCUUCUGGCGAGGACCAAGGGGCAGCAGGCGAGGACCAGUACAUCAAUGAAGGAAGGAAAACGCGCAUAUACGCACCUUCGAUGGGUCGAACCAUAUUUGUUAACCCAGGCAUCAAGCUUGAGUGGUUACAGGAGUGGCUAACGUUUAGGUUUCUUCACCCAUUCUAUUUCUCCCCAGCCCGUCUAAUGAUUUGGCCGCAUGAACAACCUCCAAGUAAAUGUGCGGCGCUCAUCUUUUCUGCUACUAAUAGCGCUAUCCCUCCAACUCCUACCAUCAUUGUCUCUGAACCAGCGGAACGCUUCCGCAAGGAGCUCGAACUCGACAGGAAGGAUGCUGAAUGCGAGCUUUCUCGUUACGAAGAUGCAGGUAUACUACUUAAAACAGCUGAACGUACAGCAGAUAUCGUUCGUUUCUGGGAGGUUGACAGUACGCGCGUGAUUUGA